Molecule: messenger RNA, 6362 nt
Organism: Podarcis lilfordi (Lilford's wall lizard)
Lineage: Eukaryota; Metazoa; Chordata; Lepidosauria; Squamata; Lacertidae
Source: the annotation of a GenBank genome assembly
GGGGGGAACCGGUCACGUGGCGGGGGCUGGCUGGGUGAAUGUGCCGGGCGGGCUUGGCUGUAUCGCCUGGGCCUGAGGAAGGUGAAGGGAGGAGAGCGAGGCUGGAGCGCAAGGGGGCCGCCUUGUAGUUGGGGGGCAGCCGGCCAGAGGCAAAGCGGGCAGCUGGGGCUCGGGGCGGAAGCGACGGGGCUCCUUGAGUCAGGGCCUUCCUGGGGAGGUUCUCUUUUUUUUAAUUUUGAAAAAGGAAAAAGGAUCCCCCUUCAGGCGGAGGGUUCCUGGCUGUGAUUUUGAGAGCGUCAGGCUGGGCCUAGAGUUAUCUGAGCUCUGACGAAACAAGGGCCCCAAUUGACGGAACCGGGGAAGGGAGGCCGAAAAGGUUGGAAAAGGCUGCGGAGGAAGUUUGCGACCCCCAAAAGCGGGGGCGGUAGAUCUGGGCUGGUGGGCUUUUGUUUUUUUAAAAAAGCAAAGACUACCGGGAAGCAAAGCUGUUAGCAAAGGUUGCGGGGUGGGUGGGAGUCGCCUCGAGUGUGGGGGUGUAAGCAAGGGAAAAAGCUUUUUUUGCUGCUCGUAAGGAAGAAAGCUUCUGUUACGGUUGUAGGGAGGUGCCGCGUUUGGGGCUGGAUCCUUGGGUUGGUUGGUUUUUCAGCCGAGAAGCGCUAACUGGGGUGGGUGGGGUACCGUAGGGCAGACAGACAGCUAAAACGGAAAACGAGGGGGCAACUUCCUCCCGAAGUUUUAUACAGGUGUUUGUAUACAGCGUAGGGUGUUGAAGCCUAAGUUGCAGAGGUGGGAAAGAGUGUAGGUACAAAUAGAAGUAGUUUCCUUUGGUCCUUUAAGCUGCUGUAGCAUUUCAGAAGUUGGGGAGCUCUGCGGCGUACCUGGCAACUUUCUCUGCCACCGAGGUGACUUUUGCCGCUACAAGAGAGCUUUCGGGCACAGGCUACUAAUUUGCAGUGCAGGGAAACAGAGGAAGAGUAGAGUCACUGGGCACGCUGUGGUGUUUUGCUUGAAAAGGAGGCUGAGAGCAAGACUGUAGUCGGGACUCUGGGGUUUAAAAAAAAGGACCUUCCACAUCCUCGAAGCUCUAUUGCUGUUGAGAUCUGCAUCACACACAGUCAGAGGCCAUGCAGAAGGAGGAGCUGGGAAUGGAUGAAAAUCGCAAUCCAGAGGAGGAGCUGCGUCUCCUCGGUGGAAAGAAGGAAAAAUGCCACAACCUCAGCAACCGCAUCCGGACAGGUAACUUAAACUGCAUCCAGUAUUCUAUCUUCGAAGUCACUUUUACGAAGUCACCUCUGGUCCUCCAGAAGAUGUUGGACUCCAACUCCCAUGAACACUAAGCCAGCAUGACCAUUGGUCAGGGAUGAUGAAAGUUGUAGCCUAGCAACAUCUGGAGAGCCACAAGUUCCCCAGCCCUUCACCAUCGCCAACUCAAGACUGGCUACUAAAAACCCAGCUUCUUGAGCACCCAGAGCUUUGGUGUUGGUGCUUAGCAUUUUGAAAUAUUUCCUUUAGUUCCCAAAGACCUCAGCUGAUCCUUUCCCUUAUCAAUCCAUUCACACACACCCCAAACUCCUUCAUGCAUCUGUUAUCCAUUUAGUCCAAAACUAAACUGAACUCCUGGGACAAGCAUGCUUUUUUCACCACUAGAACGCAUCCUUAUUUCAAUCUCCUUUACCUCAGCCCUAUAGUGUCUACCUGAUUUGUGGAGCUGUGAACCCCCAUCCCCCAAGCUAAGUUUCCUGCUCCCCCCACCCCCAAAAAAAAUAUUCGGACAGCCCAUGUUGGGAAUCCUACCCUAAACCAUCAGCUGCUGCAUCUCCACAGAAUCAUGCAGACCUGCCCCUUACCUGGUAAAUCUCAACUUACUGGAUCACACUCCCUUCCCAGAGUUUCAGUUUCCUUUUCCUUACUGGGGUGGGUCCUAUUUGGUUAUUAAUUCAGUGGCUCUGGUUUGAUUAACUGCCUUUUGUAACAUGCAUCUAAGUUCUAGCUAUCCUUAAUGCAUCUAAAUGUUGAAAAUAAAACCUUCUUUCUGUCACGCAGGGGGUGGAGCAGAGCUGGGCUACAGGCCAAGCCAGGUCUCCAGAGAAGGUGUGUUGUACUGAACUGGGAUUGGGCUUUCCCCUUUUCCUUUCUGUCAUGCUUUUUCUGCAUGUUUUUCUGUUCCAGAGGUGGCUGCACCUCAGUGCUGGGUGAGAUACAUUCAUCCUGAGAACCUAGAGCCCUGAAUGCCCACCCUCUAUGCUCCCCAUCUUCUCUUCCCUGUUGAAAAGAUGUGGAGAAGAAGUGAUUACAGUAUCUGCCACCGUGCUUCUUUACUAGAUACCCAUUUGGAAAAAGUAGCAUGUUCUUCAUAUCCUUUUCCUCCUCCUGUUACACUCCUGGGGUAUACUUAGGAGAGGAAUGAAGGCCUACAGAUGGGGAAACAAUGACUCUUUAAUUCUCUGGGCAGCAAAGCCAGAGCUCAGUGGCUUACAGGAUGGGAUCCUAGAAUUAUUGGGAAAGGCUUUGAGGAAACUGAAAUUGGUUAGGGCUUGAGAGAAGGGAUCUCAUAGGUUUGAGUUCUUCAGCAUAAACACCUCUGGUUACGUCCCAUCCCCCUUUUGCUCAUCACAAUGUAGAGAAGCUUGGAAACCUGAAGACAGAAUGUUUUGAAUGCUAAAUAACCAGAAAAGCGGGGAGUGGGCUAAACCAACCUCAGAAGUGGUAUUUUCAUAUGAUCUUCUGAUGUUGCUGAACUACAACUUCCAUCAGCCCCUGUCAGUAUGGCCAUAAAGAUGCAAAAUGUGGUUCAGCAGUUUCUGGAGGGCAAAAGGUUCCUUGUACUUGUCUUAGAGUUUAUAAUUCAUUAAUAAAUAUCAGAAGACAGAAGAGGAACCCCCCCCCCCCCAAUUUUAUUGACUAAAGAUCACAGUUUUGGAAUUGACUGAGUUAGCAGCAUGGACAGGGGUUUUGAAAUUACUUAAUUGAUGUGAAGAUUUUAGCCACCUGCACACCCCAGAUAAACGACCUCAAAGGUAUUUUAACCCCAUGGGCAUCUUCUGCCUUAUCUAUGACCUGUUGACCCCAAAUUGAGAGAGGUGAAUGUGUCUGCAUUCCAGAGAAAUGAAAGCCAGAAAUAUGUUCAAAUAUUUGGGUGUCAUAUUUAAGCACCUUUUAAUCCCCCAACUUUCUUACCAAAUCCCCAAACACUAACUGAGCAGUCUUUGGUAUUUUGGGAGGGUCGGAAUGAACUGCGCUGAGGCACCAUUUUUGUUGAUAGUGCACUUGACAAGAGUUAACAUAAGCUCCCCACCUGCCAAAAUAAAAAAUGGGGUUGCUGCUCUGAGGUGCUUACAUUCUAGGUGUGUGAGGUGACAAAGGGACGUGAGACAGGCAUGGUCUUCACCCUUUCUCUUCUUCCUCUUCAGGUGCCUGGGAGUCCAACGGGUAUACUGCUCCCUCUGAGAUAGCUGACGAACCCAGUGUUCCCCUGAGCCCUUCCAACAGCCUCAACAUCCGCAAUCUCCAGUUGUCUGAGCGGGACCCUCCUGUUGUCCACCAUCCCCACCGCUACCCUCAUCGCUUUUACCAUGCCCGCCCCUUCCAUGCUACAGCAUACCGCAAGACCUACCGAGGCAGCCCCUCAGACCGCAAGGAAUGGGGACCUAGCACAAACGGCCAUCACUGUGCUCCUGAGAGCAUCUCCAACGGGCGGUGGCAGCACCGGCGCCGCGGCUAUUCCGACCCACCCUCCCCGUCGUCGUCUCCCGAAUCCGAACGAGGCAGCACCGUCAAAGCCAGUGAGAAGCCUGCCGCCACAUCUAAUGCCGCCAACACAGCCAACGAGGAUUCCGGGAAGGAAACAUGGUCGCUCUUCCGGCCACUUCCCGCUUUCCCUGUCGAUAGCAGCAGUGCCCGGAUCAUCCCCAAGAUCUCUUAUGCCAGCAAGCUGAAAGAGAACCUGGAUCAACCGGGGAAAGCCUGCCAUGUUCCUGCCUCAGCCGUCCGCACCACCAAUAGCCUCCCCAACUGUGUCUUGGCGCCACCCCCAAGUAGCCCCCCGCCGUCUGACAGCAGUCGGCGACAGCACCUGGGAGCCAUCUUUCAGAAUGAGUGGGGCCUCUCCUUUAUCAACGAGCCGGGGGCUGGGCAUGGAGGGGGUGGCGGGACGGCACCAGACGUGGAUGAACGAGAUGCAGAUGCUGGAGCAUCCUGGGAGAAAAUGGAAGUUAGCGACUGGCAGGCUGCAAAAAAUUACCAUCUGGAUGGUAAGGUGCUGGAAGGAGCCCAGUCAUUGGGCAUGAGGGAAAGGGAGGAGAACCAAAGCAUGUGUGUUGAGGCUUGGGAGCUGUCCCAUAGGUAGCUGAACAUAGUCAGGAGAGAAGGGAUGGAGGACACAAGGAAAUGCUUCAUUUGGAAAGCUAGGGAUCUUUGUGAAGAUGGUGAGUGAAGGGGCAGUCACACAGCACAAAGACGUUUGCAGUUCAUGAAAGUGGAGAGGUGUUGGGUAGUAUUGGCCCUCAGAAGAAAUAAAGGACAAUCUUUUCACUGCUCUGAGGUUGAAUUCUAUUAUAGUUUACAUUUGCUCCACAAACUAGGGCAUGAAUUAUUUGGGUAGAAGAUGAUCAAACAGCCUGUCCCUACCUUUUCUGAUUACUUUAUCCGCUAUUGUUUUUAGAAGGCUAAAGAGAGGCCCUGGUUGGGCUAAAGAGGUAGUUAUAGAUAGAUAUCAUUUAGCUUCCUCAUAAUUUUAAGCAUUGCUCCAGAUAGCACAGAUUCUCACAUCCAGUUUUAUGCAGCUUGGGGAAAGGUUUGGAUGGGCAUAUGACCUUCAGUGCACUGAGACCCCAACUUUUCUCAGUGUGGCUGAACUUUCGGGGCAUCGUCUUGAGAAGUCAGCAGCUUCAGCCGUGCUGGAGGGUCUUAGGGCACUGGGGCUUAUUUACAAACAGUGCUUGGCUUCUUCUAAUUUCCCUUUUCCCCCUUCUAAUACAGAGUGGAGACAUAUAUGGGAGCUACACAGUCAAGGUAAGCAAAUGGGCCUAAAUCAGUGGCUUCAUAAAUAUGACCUUUGGGGCUCAACAGUGGGCUGGAUAGCUUCAUGUUAAAGGGGGUAUGAAGAUUUGCAGUAAUGUACAACAAUGUGAAGUGGAGGGGAGCAGAUGUUGGACAGGGAUGUGACUCUAAGAACCGUGGGUGUGUAAUUCAUACUUUCCAAUCUUUGCCAUAUAUUCAGUUGCGUCUCCCUCUCUACUGUACCACACAUGCAAAAAACAAACAAAAACCCACAAAUUUAAUCUGACCACUCAUAUUUUGAAAAAAUCCAGCCUUUUGUGAGGAUUGCUUUCAGAAGCUGAGGGGCACUGAUUCUACAUUUUAAUACUGUGUCUUUUCGUGGUUUGCUUUUUAAUGUUGUGCCCUAGGUGUGUUUGAGUGCAUGUGCUCCAUAGCUUUGAAGCCCUAACUGGUAGGAGGUGCUGGCUGUUGAUCAUCUAACACAAGCUUAAAAUUACACUUUGAAAAUGCUUCUGACCCCACAUCAUUGCCUGGAGAACUCGAGACAGUGACACUGAAGACAAGUGCCACUGCCAACCUAGGCCCAUGAGCCAGGCAGCCAGGCAAGUUUUCUAUUCAUGUAGUAGCAGGCAGGAGCAGGUAGAUGCUAGCUGAAAAACUGGGGUAAUUGGUUCUGUGCAGUACGGGGAAGUGAAUAAACUGGGCCUUAUGAAGUCGUGUGAUGGGAGAUAGGAAAGAGAAGUAGAGCUGCUGAAAUCCACAACUAUCUGAUGUUGGAUGUGGAGCUGCCUUAAACAAUUCAACCAAAUCACAAAAGAGCUGCAUAUGUGGGAGCAGAUUAAUGAAGGGUCUGUUCUGUGGCCUACCACUGAGAAUAGUAGGGGGGAGAGUGGGGUUUCGGGCAGGUGUGUGUGUGUGUAUACACAUUAUCUAUGGCACAUCUCCCUUCAAGACAUUGUUCCUGUUGCCAUCACUUUUUCUUUUUCCAUCUAGAUCCUAGCAGAGUGACGGUCUACACAGACACCUUCGAUGGGAAGGGUUAACUUCAAUAAUUCCCAGGGGAAGCACCGCUAAGACAUGAGGGGGGGCACAUGGGGAGAGGCAAGAUGCCCACCCCCACCCCCCUUGAAGACUGGAGAAGCCCAAGCGUCUUGAAAGGGGAAGCUCUGCCACCUGCCUACCUCCCUCCCUUUGCUGUUAUAGCUCAAAUUGUCUCAGUGGGGCUAACGCCUCACCUCUCUUUUUCUCUCUUGCUCUCUCUUUCUCUCUGAUUUAAUGCUCUGGUUUUUAAUUUCUUCACAUGGUUUUUAAUUUCUCUGGAUUCCCCUGAAAAUAAAGGCAAAAAAAGAAUUUAUUUAAAUUCA